Messenger RNA from Arabis nemorensis, 2214 nucleotides. The record is from the annotation of a GenBank genome assembly. Lineage: Eukaryota; Viridiplantae; Streptophyta; Magnoliopsida; Brassicales; Brassicaceae.
AUGCCUUUGAAGUUUCCUCGCCAAAUACGAUUCUUCACUCAUUCUCUUCCGGGUACUCAUCUCGCUCCCUUGAAUUCCGGUGCACGAGCUGAUCAUCAUUCCUCUAGCUCCGUCCCUUUUCUCUUCCGGGUAUUGUCUUUUAGGUUGCAUUACUUUGCGAUCGGAUCUCGCAUCAACUUCUCUACUCGUCCGAACAGAGACCCACCCGAAUUUGAGCGGCGGAGUCGCGACGGAGGAGAAAUCCGCGGGUCAAGGAGUUUGAUCGAAGACGAGGAAGAGCUCAGUAAUUUGGUGAGCGAUUUCAGGACCGGAUCGUUGCGUUUCCGUCUCACGAGUGACGAUGACGAUCCGGGUCCGGACAUGGAGGAUCGUAGCAGGGGAAGAAAGCAAGACAGGAGAGGAAUUCGCAACAAAGUUGAUUCCUUUAGGGAUAAGCGGUAUGGUGAUAGAGAAAAUGGUCGGUUUCAAGGCAAAAGUAGUCAGGGGUCUUUUCGUGGGAGGAAGGAGACAAGUUUAGAUUCAGGAUUUAGGAAAGAUAGAGAUAGAGAUAGAAAAGACUACAAUGGUUUAAGGAAGCGUGAAGAUUUUCUUGAGGACGAAAGUAGUGAUGAGGAUGUGAAGAGUUUAGUAAUGGGAAGCAUUGGAAAUUUGCUUAGUGAAGAAGAUGAGGAAGAGGACGAAGAUUAUGAAUUUCUUAAGAAGAAAGCUGCUUCUGCUUUUGGGUUUGAUAAGGAGAAGGUUGUAGAAGCGGAUAAGGCAAGGAAUGCAGAUGGUGUUAAGACUUCAGAUUCUUAUCUGACUAAGACAAGAUUCGAUCAGUAUCCGUUAUCUCCCUUAUCGCUAAAGGCAAUUAAGGAGGCUGGAUAUGAGACAAUGACUGUUGUACAGGAAGCUACUCUCCCUGUAAUUCUCAAAGGUAGAGAUGUCCUAGCUAAGGCCAAAACAGGAACUGGGAAAACUGUAGCGUUUUUGCUUCCAUCAAUUGAAGUAGUUGUCAAAUCUCCUCCUACAAGUCCGGAUAAUAAGCGACCCCCGUUUCUUGCACUUGUGAUAUGCCCAACUAGAGAACUUGCCUGUCAAGCUGCUACAGAAGCAAACACCUUGCUGAAGUAUCAUCCAUCAAUUGGUGUUCAAGUUGUGAUUGGAGGAACAAGGCUUGGUUUAGAGCAAAAGCGUAUGCAAACAAAUCCUUGCCAGAUAUUAGUGGCUACACCUGGAAGGCUCAAAGACCAUAUUGAGAACACUCCAGGAUUUGCAACAAGGUUAAAAGGUGUGAAAGUUCUUGUGCUUGAUGAAGCUGAUCAUCUUUUAGACAUGGGUUUUCGCAAGGACAUUGAGAGGAUAAUUUCCGCGGUUCCUAAGGAGAGACAAACUUUUCUAUUUUCCGCUACAGUACCUGAAGAGGUUCGGCAAAUAUGCCUUAUUGCUCUGAGGCGGGAUCACGAGUUUAUCAACUGUGUUCACGAAGGCACUGGAGAAACGCAUCAACAGGUCAGACAAAUGCACAUGAUUGCAUCACUGGACAGACAUUUCUCUCUUCUAUACACACUUCUUCGAGAACACAUUGCGAAUAACGUAGACUAUAAGGUCAUUGUCUUCUGCACAACUGCUAUGGUUACUAAAUUAGUGGCUGAUCUACUCGGUGAGCUGAACUUAAACGUGAGGGAGAUCCAUUCUAGAAAACCUCAGAGUUACAGGACAAGAGUUUCUAACGAGUUCCGCAAAUCCAAGGGUUUGAUUCUCGUAACAUCUGAUGUAUCUGCUCGAGGAGUCGAUUACCCUGACGUCACCCUUGUUUUACAGGUGGGAUUGCCAAAAGACAGAGAACAAUAUAUACACAGACUCGGUAGAACUGGGCGAAAAGGAAAGGAAGGAGAAGGCAUAUUGUUGUUGGCACCAUGGGAGGAAUACUUUGUAUCAUCUCUUAAAGACUUACCCAUCACUAAGUCUCCUCUACCAUCAAUAGAACCCGAAACUAUAAAAAAGGUGCAAAAGGCGCUAUGCCAUGUCGAGAUGAGGAACAAGGAGGCGGCGUAUCAGGCUUGGUUGGGUUACUACAUCUCAAUCAAGAUGAUUGGAAGAGAUAAAGACAGGCUUGUGGAGUUGGCUAACGAGUUUAGUCGUAGUAUGGGACUUGACAAUCCUCCAGCUAUACCAAAACUUAUUCUUGGUAAGAUGGGUCUCAAAAAUGUUCCUGGUCUUAGAGCCAAGUAG